This is a messenger RNA of Didymosphaeria variabile, 3729 nucleotides long. RefSeq names its product Peroxisome biosynthesis protein pex1 (gene PEX1). Gene Ontology annotation, cellular component: cytosol; peroxisomal membrane; peroxisome. Gene Ontology annotation, biological process: protein import into peroxisome matrix. Gene Ontology annotation, molecular function: ATP hydrolysis activity; ATP binding. The transcript is spliced from 2 exons. The coding region runs from base 1 to 3729 and encodes 1242 amino acids. Lineage: Eukaryota; Fungi; Ascomycota; Dothideomycetes; Pleosporales; Didymosphaeriaceae. The record is from RefSeq and is a predicted model, not a curated record.
AUGGCGCCACCAAAGAAGCCUGCGGGUCAGGUCGUACAAGCUGAAAUUGUGCUGCAACAAUCCUUGAAGAACUGUCUCGUGAACCUGCCCUCAUCGCUGGUUUCUGUGCUGGUGAAUGCGAAUACCGUCGCGCAGAAUGUCGUGGUCGAACUUUCAUACCGCCAAACUCCUCCAUCCGGUGCCUCAGAAUCGAAGAAUGCCUCGCCGCAGAAGUCGGUGUUCCUGGGAUGGACGGGCAUGCAGAGCAAGCGCAAGCUUGCUUCAGUCGUCAGUCGCGACGGACUGAGCGGUACAAGAGGUGGCCCCGCUGCCAGUCAACAAGAUGUCCAGACAAUUGAGGUGGACAUGACAUUCGCGCGUCUUAUCGGACUGAAUGAGGGGCAGAAGGUUGGGAUAUUACUGCACGUGGACCCACCACAAGCGCAUACCAUCAACAUUGAGCCAUUGACGCCUGUGGACUGGGAGAUGAUUGAGCUGCAUGCCCAAUUCUUGGAACUAAACUUCCUGUCUCAGAUACGGGCUUUGCCCAACCCGCAAGGCCCGUCGUCGCACCCGUUGACCCUCCACCUGUCGCCGACUACCACUGCAAACAUUAUCGUGACCUCGGUCGCUCCUGCACCGCCUACGGAAUCUCAGUUUGUCAAGAUUUCGCCUGAUGCGGAAGUAAUUGUUGCUCCGAAAACACGACAAAAGGCGGAACGAAGUACUGGGCGCGAAAGCCGGAGCGUUGGCGGAGCUUCGAGAAAGAGCGGAAAGAGUACCGCGAGUACUGUCAGGCGACGAAGCGGCCGAGACGAGCAAGCCAGUCGUGGGGUGGUGUUUCUUCGUGGAGUAGACCGAACUGUGGCAAAAGAGUGGUUUGAUGAAGAAGAUGCCUCAAGCGCAGAAGGACUCAAGAUAUGGGUGGACAAAGAUGUUCUUCUCACAAAAGCGCUAAGGGGUGUCGCUUGGGUGUCUGUGGCUGUCGUAAAGCCAGCAGGUCUGCAAGAGCCGGUUGAUAUGUCAAAAGAGCAGGAACAGGAGAAGGCCGCAGCGCGAGUCAUUGCCAGGAUCGGAACAUGGGAAGAUGCGCCGGAUAGUCGUCAUGUCGCUUUAUCGUCUGACUUAUGCCGAGUACUAGGCUGCGGGGGCUUCGUAGGCGGUCUGGUUCGCCUCGAAGCCGCGCCGAACCAAACCGCCAAACCGUCUUCUAUCAAACCGCAAGGUGCUGGCUCUAAAGACAAGGAUCCGUUCGUCAAAACAAUCAAGAUCUUCCCGUUUGCCUCGGUUGGAAGCCAAACAAAUGCCUCAUUACGGUUCGGUGGUGAAUCAAAACAGGAUCAUGAAGAGGCGAUAAAGCGAAUCAAAGAAGCCUACGGUAAACUCAACGGGCUCUUAGAUGGACCUGUCACUGAUGGCAUGGUAUUGCCUCCUACGAGCGACUCGACCUUGAGCUGGCAGGGUGGCAUAGUACGAUUUGAUCCACCACAACCUCCUUCCGGCGUUUCAUGGAUAUCUUUCCCAGAAAGAAAACUUGCUGUAGAACUUGGUGCAGAGGUUCCCGCGCCGUCAAGCUGGACGAGGGGCGUACAGCAAGGGGAUGCACUUCCGUCAACACAGCCAGCAUUAGUCGGCAUCGAUCCACUAAUCGAGCAGUUGCGGGCGCACUUGACGCACAGUUCGUCUGUAUUGCUAACCGGAGGGCUUGGUGCAGGCAAGACAGAAUGCGCUCAGCUCCUUGCCCACCAACUCCGCACUGAAUAUCUUUUCAACACCAUUUACUUCUCUUGCCGCAAGCUUGUCACUGACGAAAUCCGAGUGUCGACCAUCAAGGAGACACUCACCCGUCUAUUCGCCUCCGCAGCUUGGGGCGCUAGAUCUGGUGGCAAUGCGGUGGUCAUUCUUGACGACUUGGAUAAGCUGUGCCCGGUUGAAACCGAGUUACAAGUGGGCAAUGAGAACGGACGAAGUCGGCAUGUUAGCGAAAGUAUCGUGGCUAUUGUGCGACAAUAUUGCACCUUGGACACCGGAGUAGUACUGCUGGCUACAGCACAGGGGAAGGAGUCUCUCAACAAUGUCAUCGUUGGCGGGCACAUUGUGCGAGAGUACGUCAGCCUUAAGGCACCGAACAAGGACGGCAGGAGGAAGGUCCUCGAAAUGCUAGCUCAUCAGGAUGAAAAAACGCAGUCGAAGAUAACCAAUGGGAUAUCUCCUACUGGACAUGCUUUCCCCACAUCGCCAUCGAACAGUCGUCCCAGCACCUCGCACCGCAGCCAGCCAAGUGGUUCCAGUAUACAUUACAACGCCGAAACGGAAGAGGAUGGUUUUGUGGUGGACUCGUCGAUCGACUUCCUGGAUCUUGCUGGGCAGACCGACGGAUACAUGCCUGGUGACUUGGUCCUACUUACAUCGCGAGCACGAAACGAAGCCCUUAUACGCUCUGUCACAGACUCCUCCAAUACGACUUCGAUCUCAUUAACGAGGGAGGACUACACACAAGCCCUAGCUGGCUUCACUCCAGCAUCUUUGCGCAAUGUGACCCUACAGUCUUCUACUACGAAAUGGGACUCCAUAGGCGGUCUUCUUGAGACACGCCAGAUAUUGCUGGAAACACUGCAAUACCCAACGACCUACGCACCCAUCUUUGCGCAGUGUCCUCUACGCCUCCGAUCCGGUCUUCUUCUCUAUGGGUACCCUGGUUGCGGGAAGACGCUCCUGGCAUCUGCUGUAGCGGGCGAAUGUGGGCUCAACUUUAUAUCAGUGAAGGGACCGGAGAUUCUGAAUAAAUACAUCGGCGCAUCCGAGAAGUCCGUUCGAGACCUGUUCGAGCGGGCCGAAGCCGCCAGGCCCUGUGUGCUCUUCUUCGACGAAUUCGACUCGAUCGCCCCUAAGCGUGGCCACGAUUCGACAGGCGUCACUGAUCGCGUUGUCAAUCAAUUGCUCACGCAGAUGGAUGGUGCUGAGGGUUUGAGUGGUGUGUAUGUCCUCGCUGCUACCUCUAGACCGGACCUGAUCGAUCCGGCACUUCUCCGCCCAGGACGUCUCGACAAGAGUCUCAUCUGUGAUAUGCCAGCGUUGGACGAACGUAUUGAUAUACUAAAGGCCGUCACGCGAAAGCUGCAUCUCGCUCCAUCACUCUUGGAAACUGGUCCUGAGGGAGAGAACUUGCGCGAAAUUGCCCAAAGGACCGAAGGAUACUCAGGGGCAGACCUCCAGGCGGUGGUCUACAACGCUCAGCUUGAGGCGAUUCACGAUGUGUUGGGAGACACUGAGAUGGGCGACCCCACCAAGAGCGGAGACGCAAAGAAGAAGUCGACCUCGGAUGCUACAGGCAAGCAAGGGAAGGAAAACCGCGUUCCAGACUUCACACAUUUCCGGUACGGCGAUGCCCACACGACCCCGGAUGAUUCCAAGCCGAUUCCUUCCAGUCAGCUUAGCGAGCGUGCGCUCAUUGCACAAAAGAUUCAGGCACUCCAGGCGAUGCGAAGGAAGCAGAAACAGCUGCAGCACCAACAGAGGCCUGGCAGCAAAGACGAAGACGAUGGUGCCAAGGAGGAAGAAGACAGGAAAGAGCCUCAGAUCCAAUGGUCACAUAUCGAGAGCUCGUUAGCGACGACGAGAAGCAGCAUCAGCGCACAGGAACGACGCAGGCUCGAAGGCAUCUACAGAGAGUUCGUCGUCGGGCGCAACGGCGAGAUGCCCAGCGGACAGGGCGGAACCGAGAUCGGUGGCAGGACGAGCCUGAUGUAG